UGCAUUCCCUAUAUCUGGUCUCCCCGGACCCUGCAUUCACUAUAUCUGGUCUACCAGGACCCUGCAUUCACUAUAUCUGGUCUCCCCGGGCCCUGCAUUCACUAUAUCUGGUCUACCAGGACCCUGCAUUCACUAUAUUUGGUCUCCCCGGACCCUGCAUUCACUAUAUCCGGUCUCCCCGGACCCUGUAUUCACUAUAUCUGGUCUCCCAGGACCCUGCAUUCACUAUAUCUGGUCUCCCCGAACCCUGCAUUCACUAUAUCUGGUCUCCCCGGACCCUGCAUUCACUAUAUCCGGUCUCCCCAGGCCCUGCAUUCACUAUAUCUGGUCUACCAGGACCCUGCAUUCACUAUAUCCCGGACCCUGCAUUCACUAUAUCUGGUCUACCAGGACCCUGCAUUCACUAUAUCCGGUCUCCCAGGACCUUGCAUUCACUAUAUCCAGUCUCCCAGGACCUUGCAUUCACUAUAUCUGGUCUCC
Messenger RNA from Staurois parvus, 480 nucleotides. The record is from the annotation of a GenBank genome assembly. Lineage: Eukaryota; Metazoa; Chordata; Amphibia; Anura; Ranidae.